Centropristis striata (black sea bass) is the source of this 909-nucleotide messenger RNA. RefSeq lists its product as uncharacterized. Bases 1 to 909 code for a protein of 302 amino acids. Lineage: Eukaryota; Metazoa; Chordata; Actinopteri; Perciformes; Serranidae. The record is from RefSeq and is a predicted model, not a curated record. The transcript is spliced from 7 exons.
AUGAAGACGAAAAAUGAAGGAGAGUGCCCCAUCUGCGACCGGGCCUUCAAGGGUGUGGCCAAACACCUGAGAACCUGGCACAAGGUGGAGAAUAUGCAGGAGAGGGCCAUCCUAAACCAGAUGGCCACAGGCAGGGUCAACCUGGGCUCAGGACCCUGCCCUGUUCCAGGCUGCCUCUCCAGGUUUUGUCCCCAGCUGGAGAGGCACAUCAUGAGCCACAGGUCCCACCUCACAGCUGCACGCCUCCAGAGGGUUCUGGAGGCUGCCAAGAGGCGUGCGGCUGUAAAACGACUGAGGGACCUGAGGGCCACCAACCCCAACCCGCCCCUGAAGUCCACCCUGGACGUGGAGGAGGAGGAGAGGGAGGAGGAGGACGGUCCUCCUGGAGAAACUCCUCUCUGCCAGCUGGCUUCCUGCCAGAGCCUCAGGAGGAGAGUUCAGGAGCUGGAGAAGGAGGUGGAGGAGCUCCGGGCCUCCAAUGCAGCCCUCCGUGCGGCAGCAGGUGAGGGCCCCAGCGGCCUCCAGAGGCCAGUGGCCCCUCAGACAACGCUGCAGGCAACUGAAAGCUGCAGCAGUGAGGCCGAGGAGGAGGAGGACGCUGCACCUCCUGCUAAAGUGAGUCAGCAGCCCAAGAAGGAGGUGAAGCCACAGCCAGGAGGAGCUUGGCUGUGGCUUUCCAGGCUGAGAGAGGAUGAAGAGGCUUUGAAGAGGGGCCUAGCUGAGAUUGUCUCCAAUCUCAGUGACGGAGACACCUCCGAGGACGAGGAGGACAGCAGCGAGGACGAGGACGCUACUAAGCUGGGACCCAUUUUUGGAGGCCGGUCAAAGGCCUCCAAAAUGAGGAAGCUGUCCUUCCCUCCCUCCAUUGAGAAAUACAUGGAGGACUAUAGAAGCAGCAUCGGCUGGUGA